AAACAGCUGCGCACACUGGUAACUCUCCGGACACCUCCUGAGUUGGAGAAAGAUAAGGUUUCAAGAGGUUGCCAUGACAAACCCUAACAGAGUGCUUUCUACCAGGAGUAUUUAUCUUGUAAGUGUUCUCGCUUACUUUACCACUAACCACAAAUGGACCGUCAAAACGUACCGACAAUGAGUCUCCAGUGACAGGCUUUAACAUUAAUACCUGGUCACCUGGUUGAAACUCCCGCAAACUUGCCUUUUUAUCAAAGUGAGCUUUCAUGUUUACCUGUGCCUCCUGCAAGUGUUUACGAGCCACUUCAUUGGCCAAAUGCAGUCGUGAUCUGAAGGACUUAACAUAUUUGUUGACAUUCACCUUCUUUGCACUCUCGGUUUGCAAGAAAUUUUCCUUCAACGCUUGCAACGGACCUCUAGGUGAGUGACCAAAAACCAGCUGAGACGGACUGAAUCCCAAUGAUUCUUGUGAGGCUUCUCUUGACGCAAACAGUAGGAAAGGUAAACCUUCAUCCCACUGUUCUUUUGAACUGUAACAGUACUUUCGCAACAUGCUCUUUAAGGUUUGGUGCCACCUUUCUAACGCUCCCUGCGACUCUGGAUGGUAGGCUGAAGACAUUACAUGCUGGAUCCCUAAUGUUUGGGUCACCUUUUUAAAUAGCUCAGAUUUAAAGUUAGAGCCUUGGUCUGUCUGUAACACUCUCGGAAGGCCAAAGAGUGAAAAGAAAUUAGUUAGAGCUCUGAUAACUGAUUUAGUUGUAAUGGAGGCCAGCGGUAUUGCUUCAGGGAAUCGGCUAGCGGUACACAUUAUAGUUAACAAGUACUUUUUUCCAGACUUGGUACGAGGCAACGGACCAACACAGUCAACUAUUAUGUGGUCAAACGGGUUCCCUAUUACGGGAAUUGGAGUUAAAGGGAUUGGCUUUAAAGGUUGGUUUGGCUUUCCCACCAUUUGACAUGUAUGACAUGUCAUACAAAAUCGAGCAACAUCCUUCUUCAUACCAGGCCAAAAGAAGUGAUCAAGGAGAGCCUGAUAAGUUUUACGUAUCCCCAAAUGACCCGACCAACGACUUUCAUGCGCUAGAGCAAGAACUUGAUGUCUGUAACAUUCCGGAAUUACAAUCUGGUUAACACUAACACUUGGGGAAGUUAACUGUUUUGGAUUUACCCACCGUCUCAUUAAGAGAUCGUUCUCCACAUAGUAACCAGAGGACGUGUCAUCUGUGUUAGCCACAGCCUCAAAACAUUUGCUUAGUGUUUUGUCAUUUUUCUGCUCCAAUCUCAAGGUCGAGCGAGAAACUACACGUUUGGUUGGACUAUCUUUAAUGUCUUGUACUUCGGUUUCUACUGAACUGCUUUCUUCAGACAGUUCAUGUAGGGGAGAACUGAAGUCUGCUUCUUCAAACAAAGAGGAUACAUUCAUGAGAUCAUCACCGCUUUUAACUGCCCCUGCUCUUGUGACAACACAUGAGGGGGAGAUACCGGGGGGUGGAUUUACACAAGUUAAGGUCUGAGGUUGGGUUAUGACUUGUGGGACAGGAAUUACAGCGCCCCCUGCAAUGUCAUUUCCUAGCAACAUGUGGACCCCGGCCACAGGCAACGUCUUGCAUACAGCCACUUUAAACUUUCCUGUGACCAGUUCACUCUUCAAAUUGACCUCAUGCACAGGACACGAAAUAACAUCAGAGGACAAACCUCUCAAAAGUACUGAAACAUUUGUACAACUGGAAACAUUAAAAGGAAGCACAGACUCUAAAAUCAGUGUCUGCGAGGCUCCUGUGUCCCUCAGUAUUUCAAUUUGCACUGAGUCUGAGUCAUUCUCACCCACAUGGACUGUGCCUUUGAACACAAACGGAUCAAAUCCCCUAUCUCUGCUUUGCACAUGCCCCUUGAAUGCAGUUUCUGCAAUAAAACCAACUUCUCUCUGGGAUACAUCUUUCUUACUCUUUAAGAUUAGACAGUUCUUCACAAUGUGACCCAACUUAUGACAAUAGAAACAUCGUGGCUGUGAAUUUCCACUGCUCACUCCGGGCGUCCUCUGUCUGACGUCCUGGGGUUUUACAUUGGUAGGCCUGUUCUCAAUCUUUAUACGAUGAGUCAGCAUAAACUCAUCUGCCAAAACUGCAGCAGCAGAUAAGGUAUGUACCUUUUGUUCGUUUAAAUACAGAACAAUCUUCUCUGGAAGACACCUUUUGAACUCUUCCAGUAAAACAAGCUCUCGUAACUCAGUCAGACUAAUCACUUUUGACGCCAUAACCCAUUUAUCAAACAAAAUGCUUUUCUCUCUGGAAAAUUCUACAUAUGUCUGCUCCUCGUCCCGUUUCCUAAGAGAUCUGAACUUUUGCCGAUAGGCUUCAGGAACCAGCUCAUAUGCCUGCAAAACUGCUUCUUUUACACGGUCAUAGUCAGAAAAAUCAUGCACAGACAAAGCUGACAUUACCUCUUGAGCCUUGCCUGUCAGUUUGCAUUGUAACAGCAGAGUCCACACUUCCUGCGGCCAACUGAGUGAAGUAGCAAUGCGCUCAAACGCGGCGAAGUAGCUGUCCACUUCGGCCUCACGGAAAGGUGGCAUCAGCAUCAUGCACUUCCCGACGUCAAUCUGGUCUGCAGCAGUCGUCAGCCCUUUAGUCGUCUGAUCAGCUCUUCUGCUCGGCAGCUGCGCCUGAACCUCCAGCUCCAGUCGUUUCAGCUUUAUUCUGGUGUCUGCCUCAAGUUCCAAUUUCCUCAUUUCGAAGUCUCUUUCACGUUGUUUAUUCUCUGCCUCCUGCUUCAGGCGAGCCAAACGAUAUUGAAAGCGGGCGUGGUCAAGAGAAUCGCUCCUCGAACCUGGAGAAUCCGGGUCAAAUCGUGGGAGAGUUGGUGGAGGAGAGUGACGGUCCUCACCCCUUUCAGGGGCCCUCAUCCCGUUGGCCGCAUCCUCUGUCGCACCACACGCCUCAGCAAUGUCCUCCUCUUUACCUUCAACAUAGUCCUCACUCUGAAAAGGCAAGACAGCAAGAUCACUCAGGGGUGACAGCAGCUUCCUCCGCUCCAUCACAGACAGAACCUCCUCCUUCAGGGCGUUCUUCAGCAUGUGCUGAACCCCAGUGAGACCCAAGGGGAGAAGAAUGCCGGCUUUGACGUGCUUUACCACAACAUGAAGCAUGGCCAGCUGGCAGCAAAAGAACUGGUAGAGUUUGUCCGAGAGAGGGCCGCCAUCGAGGAGACUUACUCAAAGUCGAUGUGCAAACUUGCUAAAAUAGCCAGCAAUGGAAGCCAGCUGGGGACUUUUGCACCCAUGUGGGACGUGUUCAGGGUGUCUUCAGACAAACUGGCUCUCUGUCACCUCGAGUUGAUGAAGAAGAUGAACGACCUCAUCCGAGACAUCAACAAGUAUGGAGACGAGCAGGUCAAAACUCAUCGCAAGACAAAGGAGGACAUGGUGGGGACAGUGGAGGCGGUGCAGGCUCUGCAGGUUCAGAGCGGUCACCUUCAGAAAUGCAAGGAGGGUUACCACACCAAGUGUUUGGAGCUGGAUCGGCUCAAGAAGGAGGGAGCGCCACAAAAAGAACUGGAGAAGGCGGAGCUGAAGUCUAAGAAAGCGGCAGAGUCGUUUGCGUUGAGCAUCGAGAAAUACAACCGUGUGGGAGGAGAGUUUGAGCAGAAGAUGAGUGAAUCUGCCCAGAGGUUUCAGGAGAUUGAGGAAGCUCAUCUGCGUCAGAUGAGACAGCUGAUCAAAAGUUACUCUCACUCUAUAGAGGACACCCAUGUCCAGGUGGGACAGGUUCACGAGGAAUUCAAACAGAAUGUGGAAAACAUCGGCAUCGAUAUACUCAUUCAGAAAUUUGUUGAGCAGAAAGGCACGGGCAAAGACAAACCAGCUCUGGUUGGGUUUGAGGAGUACAUGACAGCUCUGACUCCUGAGGGUGGGAAAAAGACUCGAGCUAAAACUUUCAGGAUCCCCGGCCUCGGCAAGAGGGACAAGGAGCCAGACUCUACGGACUCGGCUGUCAUGGACACGUUGAAUUCACCGCUGGAAAUGGAUGAUGAGGGAUUUGUCAUCAGAGCUGACAGCACUCACAAUGGCUGCUCUGAUGAAAAAGAGAACAACUUCUACUCCAGCGACUCAGACUUCGAUGAUGAGGAGCCCAAGAAGUUCCACGUCCAGAUCAGACCGGAGGCCAGCAGCAGCUCUGUGGCCACGGAGAAGGAGCUGAAGGCCACCGUCUGGGCGCUCACUCUGCCGCCCAACAGAAGAGCACAACAGCAGAAUCCAGUGAAGCGGCAUCUCCCCAGAAACUCGAGUGCAGCAGGAGUCCGAUUAGAGGAGAGUGAGGCUUCCUCUCACAGGGAUGGAGAGCAGGAGAGCAUGCGCAGGUCCACGUCCAGCCCCGAUCACAGCAGGUUGAGUUCAGCAGCGUCUGGCUCUGACAGUCUGUUUGGACCUCCGCUGGAGUUGGCCUUCAAGUCCAAAAGCUUCGACAGCCGCGAACAGCUCCGAGAGCAGAACACGUUUGGUGCUUCUGAAUAUGCUGCCUUCUCCUCCGAUUCUUCCUCACCGGAUAACGUUGAGGACUCUGGUCUCGACUCGCCCUCCCAUCAGCCUCUUGGGCUGUCCCCUGAGCUGACGGGUUGGGCCGCUUGGCCCCCGGUGUCUCAGAGCAAAGAGCAGACACAAACUCUGGGCCGACCCGUGGACCCUUUCCUUUCUGCCUUCCAUGAGCCGUGCUCUAACCCUCACGCUGACUCCUCCACCGUAUGGCCUGCAGCUUUGUCCCAUCCAUCACGCGCCCCCCUAGAUGUGGAUCCUUCGUCUGUUCGGUUCCCGGCUUUCCCUCAGUCUCUCCCCCCACCCGAGGUGGAGUCGUCAGUGUGGAACUGCAAACACAUUCCACCUGAGGACCCCUUCUUCGCUGCUUUUGACAGGACUGUCACCCCGGAGACGUUAAACCUGUCUGACGCUUGGACGCACCUGCCUGCUCGCCAGUCCCAGGAGGUCAGAGGGAAGGAAGUUCGCAGGGACCCGUUUUCCAUCCCUCUUGCUGACACAAAGACACUCCCCGCCCCUUCCUCCUCCUCCUCCUCCUCUUGCUCCACUCGCAAAGAGAAGGAGAACAAACGAGAGCGGAAACGAGACUGCAGCCUCCCUCCUCCAGUUACGUCUGACGACCCGUUCGCCAUCACGAUGAUUGGCAGUCCAACACACCAGUCGUCACUGGCUGCAGCAGCUGGGACGAUGCCAUCAUCGCAUGGCGGCUCCAGCAACAGACUGGGACUGGAUGCAGCUUCAGCUCCUUUACCAUCAGCUCAGCCAAAGAAGGAGCUGAUGACCUGGAACUCUGUUCACAACCCCUUUAAUGAGGCCAGCGGCUCCAAAUCACAGGAAGGCGGCGAGAGGAGGAAACACCGCUCAUCAGAGAGCGAGCCGCGUAGGAACGCCCCUCCCCUCACCAGGCAUUCGGGUCCUCAGGAAGAUCUGUGCUUCUCCACAGAUAAAGACGAAGAUUGUCUGGAUCUGAACACUCCGGUCACCUGCAGUAUCAGCUCUCACAGGGGCUCCAAACACAACUACAGACCGGACAUAUCUGAGGUCAUGGCUGCUGCUCCUCACAGAGCGACCCGGACCAAGCGGACCUCGGGCCAUAUCAGCAGCUGUGAGCGAUCGAGGUCUCUGUGUUCCUCUCCGCUGCCGGAGCCCAGCCCUUCUCUCACCUCCUCUUCCUCCUCCAGUCCCAGCGAGUGGCCUCAGGCCAGAGAGGGUGAGUGGGGGGUGCAGAACCGAGCACCCAGCCCUGCCCGAGUGGGUCCAGCCUCGCCGCUGCCCUACCAGCACCAGGACCACCAACAGAGAACAUUGCAUCUAUCCAGAGGGCCCAGUCCCAUUUCCCUCAGCACGCAGGAGGCGUGGCCUGUAGCAGCUGCAAUAACGGAAUAUAUCAAUGCCUUCUUUAAAGGAGGACAGCACAACAGAUGUCUUGUGAAGAUCAUCGGCGACCUAACGAUGUCCUUCCCUGCAGGAAUCACCCGGAUUUUUACUGCCAAUCCCAACGCUCCUGUUCUCAGUUUCAGGCUGGUCAACAUCUCCAGGAUCAAUCACUUCCUGCCCAAUCAGAAGCUGCUAUACAGUGAUCCAUCCCAGAGCGACCCGGACACCAGAGACUUCUGGUUCAACAUGCAGGCUCUGCAGCUGUACCUUCAGAAAGAGGCGGAGCUUAACCCUCAGGCUUCCUACUACAACGUCGGUCUGCUCAAGUAUCAGGUGUCGUCCCAGGAUCCUGGUCGGGCUCCUCUCCUGCUGUCAGCUGAGUGUCAGCAGAGCGGCAUGGUCACCCGUGUGUCCCUGGAUUAUCACUGCUGCCCCGCCACCGCGCCCUCCACCCAGCUCACCGCUGUCCAGGUGCUGCUGCCUCUGGAUCACAACGCCACCGACCUGCAGUGCCAGCCGCCCGCCUCCUGGAAUUCUGAGGAACGUCGGCUUCUGUGGAAACUCUCCAACCUUUCCCCGACCAACCACAGCAAAGGCUCGGGGACUCUGUGUGCCAGCUGGCAGUGCCUGGAGGCCCCCUGCGGCCCCCCACCCAGCCUGGCUGUUCAGUUUGUGGGCUCCGGGGCCUCACUGUCGGGCGUGGACGUGGAGCUGGUGGGCAGCCGCUACCGCAUGUCGCUGGUCAAGAAGAGAUUCGCCACAGGGAAGUACAUCGCAGGUUGCUCUUUGUGAAUCGUCAUGAGGACCAUCAGAAAGACGCGUCGCUGCCGAUUCAGAGAACUUUGCACUUUUAUGUGUCUGAGCCAAGAGCUACUUCCUGGUGAGACGGCGCUCCUCGACUCCCAACAUCAGCUCAGCUGUGGAGGACAACGUGCACUUACUACUGACAAAGUCCUGCUGCUUUUGGACCAACAUCAUUCUUCUACUCCUUUAAUUUAAGGUGUGUGUGUGUGUGUGUAUCAUUGUUCACUUUUUUCAGUAGGAAACCUCAUUUCUGUUGAGUCGGGUCUGUUGUUUUUGUAUCAAGCUAAAUUACAUUUUUGUCAAUUAUACAUUGUAAUUAUGACUCUCAUUAUAGUCCAAAGCUGGGUUGCCAUGGAAACCAGGUUAUUUAAAUGAUGUAAAUACUGUAUCUUUAUUACAGCCUGAUUAAUGAAGCGUGUUUGAAGAACCUCUACCAAUGUGUAGGAAUAUAAAAAUAGUUUGGUCCAAAUGGAGAUUCUGUUCAAAUAAAAGAUUAAAUGUGUUCAAACCUUUGA
Nothobranchius furzeri (turquoise killifish) is the source of this 7224-nucleotide messenger RNA. It is a transcript of the gene fcho1, whose product is annotated as FCH and mu domain containing endocytic adaptor 1. The record is from RefSeq and is a predicted model, not a curated record. Gene Ontology annotation, biological process: clathrin-dependent endocytosis; clathrin coat assembly. Gene Ontology annotation, cellular component: clathrin-coated vesicle; clathrin-coated pit; cytoplasm. NCBI's taxonomy places the organism in Eukaryota, Metazoa, Chordata, Actinopteri, Cyprinodontiformes, Nothobranchiidae.